Molecule: messenger RNA, 3178 nt
Organism: Scomber japonicus (chub mackerel)
Lineage: Eukaryota; Metazoa; Chordata; Actinopteri; Scombriformes; Scombridae
Gene: ctnnbip1
Product: catenin, beta interacting protein 1
Exons: 4
Coding region: 116-361 (81 amino acids)
Biological process (GO): negative regulation of Wnt signaling pathway
Cellular component (GO): nucleus; beta-catenin destruction complex; cytosol
Molecular function (GO): beta-catenin binding
Source: RefSeq, a predicted model, not a curated record
CCGACUGGAGGGAUGUGACCCCGGAACAGGACGCCCUCAUACAACAACACACCAUUCAAACAGAGCACAGAAGAAAGAAAAGCUGGACCAGGAGGGAGCCACAGGAGCAGGGGGGAUGAACCGCGAGGAGGCCCCGGGGAAGUCUCCUGAAGACAUGUACAUCCAACAGAAAGUGCGGGUCCUGCUCAUGCUAAAGAAAAUGGGAUCAAAUCUCACGCCGAGUGAAGAAGCUUUUCUCCGGAAUUACGCAGGUGUGGUCCACAGUCAGAUGAGCCAGCUACCACAGCACAACAUAGACCAGGGUGCAGAGGAUGUGGUGAUGGCGUUCUCAAGGUCAGAGACGGAGGAUCGGCGACAGUGACCCUGGGCCCUCCAUCCCACCCCACCCCACUCUCCCCACCGCAUCCUGCCCUGCCCAGCCCAGCCCAGCUCAGCCCUGUCCCGCCCCAGCCCUGCACGUGGUCCACAACAACCCAAACUCCACAAAAGGCAACACUGAUGAGCUCAGGAGAGGAGGGGGGCACCUGGGAGGGACAGAAAAGGAUGGGAAGAGACAGCAGGAGGUCUCUGCCUUCGCCUCUCCCCCAGCCUUUUCCAUCCCGACUCCUCCUCACACAAGCUGACACACCAUUACCUGAGAUGCACUCAAGUGGGUCACUGUGAGUCGAAGCCUUGGCUUCAAGGUGUCGGUGAAAACACUCACAAGUUGUGUGGAUGAAUAUCAAAUGUAGUUUGUUUGUUUUUUUUAGUAAGGGAGGGGGGGGGGGGGGGGGGGUUAGGUCUUGUUUUGUAUUAUUUUGUCUGUGUUGAGACUUUAGGCAGUGUUACGUGUUAUAUCUGCUGUGGUCACUGAAAGAAUUGACCAGGAAGCAGCUGAUUGAAGCAGAGAGAAAUAUAGUGUUGGUCAAGCAGCGAGUGUGGCGAUUCAUCGUGUUAGGGGAGAGAUUUUUAAUUAUUUCCGCUUACCCUAACGGGGCUGAAAUUGUUUUUGAUUUAGCUGUCGUGGUAAAAAGGCUUUCAUGUUCUGUCACACCUGGGGCCUCAUUUACAAAGAUGUUGUGUGCAUAAAACAAAGCUGGGAAAAAAAUAAACGCCGCUUCUCACACAGAUGUUGGGAUUUAGAGUUACAGAUGUUUCUGGAGAGCAUCCACACAUCUAUUGGAGGUCCUACACUGACCGCUAAGAUAUAAAAUGAAGAUUCUUAUCCAACUAUCUGCAUCACCUUCCAGUGGUCAAGUGAGCUCCGGUGACAUCUGACCCUAGAUUUGAUCCCUUUUUGCUUUCUAAACACAGCUCCAACAUGAUUUGAUGAUAUUUGGCUUUCUGAUCACGCAGGCUUCACUGCUGCCGUGACUCGCUGCUAUUAAACAGAAGUAUGAACAAAAAAAUUUGGUAUCGACAGCUUUUAUUUCACACUUUGCAAUCUGACUUCUGUUUUUCACAUACAAAUCCAAGAACGACAAGCUGAUCGAUAUGUGUAUUAUUGCUCAAAAACAGGCCUGUCAUUAAUCACUCCUGCGUAAUCAGAGGAGUUAACAGGGCAGGAUAACGAGGCCGUGACACAAUCGCUAUUAUUUAUGAAUGGAAGAUGGCAUUAAGACGACCACACGCAGUUUUUUUCUCACCGUUUUUAUAAAUGAGACCCCGCUUGUUCUUCUGCUGCUUUAUUUUGAACCACAGGCUGUUGAGAGUACAACAAGGCUUUUCUCGUAUGGAAAGUGUAUGAAUUUAAAAGACACUAUAGCAGACAUAAUCACAGAAACAUGAAACACAGGUGUACACAUUCUCCCCAAACAAUCACAGGUUUUGGGUUCCUUGUGACAUGUAAAACCUUUUUUUAUUGUACAGAUAGUUGAGGAAAAUACAAUAAUGAAUUGAUUGUGCCAAUUGUAUUUUUUCGUUUGUUGUUGUUUUUUUUUAUCUGUAAGAUAAAAUUAACAUAUUAAGACAUUUGAUAAGAGACGAGCUGCAGUUGUAAUUUAUUGUUUACUGAAUUGACUCCCUGUUCCUCAAACGCAUCAUUAAAGACGGAGAACCAGUAGAUAGUAAAAAAAAGCCUAACACGAGUCGGCGUUUAACAUCAUGGGCAGCUCUGUCUUCACACUAAAGUCAUUUUAAAACUCUAAUUUUUAACUACCUGUAACUGAACACGUGAAGCCAAACAUCAGAACUGUCCGCGACUUCUGACUGUACUGUAUCUCUUGCACUAUUAUCAAUGGGAUAUUUAUUAAAAAAAAAUACAUUUUGAUAUUUAGCGCAGAGAUUCUUUGUUUGGUUCAAAUGGGGGGAAAAAAAAACUUUGUAAUCAUGUCUUUUAUUCCUUCUGUGUGUCAAACCGACUCAACUGGAAUAGCUCGAAUGAAUACUUGUUAACAACCGACAUGUUUUUCUAGUGACAUGCUCGAUAUUUAAUGUGUUUUAAGUACAGUUGGUUAACUUGUAUAACUAAAAAAAAAAAAAAAAGAUUAAUUGUAACGUAAUGUUUUAAGCCAAGCAUGUCUGCCUCGUGGUUUAUAAUGUUCAUUCAAGUGGCACCGAGGAUCUUUGACGCCUUGCCGCAGUGACCAUUGUUUGUACAUUCUUGACGUUUGUGUUCUGGGGUUUGAAAAAAAAAAAAAAGGAAAAAAGUGUUAUCCAUUAUAUCUUGUUCGCAAUAACUUCUAUUUGAAUGUCCUCAGCAAUCAUCGCAAUGUAAACGGCCAACAGAUCCGUCACGCUGUCCGCCUAUGACAAAGAAAUUUGUCUUUUUUAAUGUUUACUUUUUAUUUUAAAACAUUCUUUAUUUGUCUAUGCAUUGUUUUUUUUUCUCUAAAAGGUGUCUUACUGUACAUUUUACUUAUCAGGGUUGUUCUACAGCCUUCAUACAAGUUGUGUAUGAAUGUGUGUGUGCGUGCGCGUGUGUGUGUGUAACAGUGUAUGUGCUACCGGAUUUGAUUUUCAGCAUGCUGAGUUCAACUAGGAUCGAUGUAUCUUUUUACUGUGAUGACCUGACGUUGCCUAAUUGUCUUUUUCUUUUUUGAUUUUUUUCUUCUUUUUCUUUUUUUUUUUUUUUUUUAAUGUAUUUUAUUUUCCUCUCAGUCAACAUUGAUUAGUUGGUUUUGUUUUGUAUGGCUGCUGACCAUGUCUUGACCUAAAGCUUCCAAAUCCUAUACCAACUGAACCAUUAAAGAAAUUUUAA